Vitis riparia (riverbank grape) is the source of this 3299-nucleotide messenger RNA. RefSeq lists its product as uncharacterized. Gene Ontology annotation, biological process: regulation of transcription by RNA polymerase II. Bases 472 to 2979 code for a protein of 835 amino acids. Gene Ontology annotation, cellular component: piccolo histone acetyltransferase complex. The transcript has 4 exons. Lineage: Eukaryota; Viridiplantae; Streptophyta; Magnoliopsida; Vitales; Vitaceae. The record is from RefSeq and is a predicted model, not a curated record.
ACGGUCUAAAUUGCCCUUCAAGGCUCUGCCCGCACCAGGACUAUUUCUGUCUUUUCGCCAGAAACACAGUGUUAAGAAUCCCAAAAAUAUCCCCUCGCUCUAUCUCUAGGUUUCAGAAUCGCCCUCGAACCAGUUUCGGCCAUUCAUUUAAUCCCAGCCGUCCAUUUCCCAUCCAACGGCUCCCAGAAGUCUUUACAGUGGUUUCUCUUUCUCGUUUCUCCGCCAGUGAUUUUUGGCAUAAACCCUAGAAAACUUCCCUCUUCAACUCCCUUCUUCGCCUUCUCUCUGCUUUCUCACUCUUCGAUCUGUUUUCUAUAGGGAGAAAAUCGUGGAAUGUUAGAUCUGACGUAUAUGGAUUCGUGUAGUAGGAGAUCUUAGAUUUUUAGAGUUAUUGUUGUUGUUGUUGUUGUUGUUCUUGUUAUUGUCUCGAUAUGGCCGAUUCUUGGGCGAUUCUUUAUGUGAUGCCCGAUUAUGAGAACAUGCAGUGAGUUCGGAUUCCGGACCGAGUCGGCGAGUCAACUCACUGAGUCACCGGGGGAGAUCGAGGCCCGUGUUGCUGUUGCUGCUCCCGUUCGCGGCCGCACGGCGAUGCCGUCGGUUGGUAUGCGACGGACCACGAGGGUGUUCGUGCCGAAGACGGCGGCCAAGGGUGCCGCCGGUGGAGCUAGGGUUUUGAGGUCGGGGAGGCGGCUGUGGCCAGACUCUGGCGAGGGCAAGCUCACUAGAGAUGCCGACUGGUUCCGGCUUCUCCACAACUCCGGCGGUGGCGGCGGUGGUGCCGGCGGUGGUGGUGCCGGCGGUGGUGGUGGGUUGAAGGAGAAUGGGUGGCAUGAGGUUAAUUCGAAGCAAGAAGUGGAUGAUGUGGACGCAGAAGUGGCGGUUUCCGAAUCGAGAAAUGUGGCGGGAAAGUGUGGAGAUGAUCAAGGUAGUGACUAUAGCCGGUGGGGCAUUGUUUAUAGUAGGAGGACGAAGAGAUCGGAUUCAAAAUCGUUGCUUUCUCCGGGGAAGAAGAGAGGGUUCGAGGAUAAAAGGUUUGGAAUUCGAUUCAGUCGAAAGCAGCGAAGGAAAAGGAUGGAAGAGAGCGAGGAGGGAGGGUAUGUCUGCGUUGAAAUGGUUACUGUCGUUAUUGAUUCUUCUCGUAGUGGACGGUGUCGUUUUACUAGUUUUUUGAAUUCGAUUUUGGGUUACAUGCGGAGAAGCAGAGUGAGAUUAUGGGGCCUCUAUGAGUUCUUGACGUGGGAGCCUAUGAUGGAUGCUUUCUCUUCACAUGGCGUUCGAUUCUUGCGGGAUCCUCCUUGUGCUAGAAGCUUUGGAAUUUGCAAGAUUUUUGGGGCCAGGAGGUUUAUACCAUUGUUUUCUGUGGAUUUUUCUGCAGUUCCCUCCUGUUUUAUGUAUUUGCAUUCAAGUAUGCUUCUUAGAUUUGGGUGUCUGCCAUUUGUUCUUGUAAAUAACUCAAUGAGUUUGUGUUCAAAUGGUGAAGAACCUAUUGACAGCGAAGAAAACCUGUUAUGCAUCCCUUCCAAGAAAGAUCAUUUUGGAAGCAAAUCAAUCACUUUGGAAAAUGAUAAUUCUGGGAAGAGGAGGAUGUUACAACCAACUAUUGGAACCUCUAGAUUUUCUGGUCGAAAUGCACAGUGGAGGAACGGUGUGAAUUCUCGCAGUAUUCAGAAGAGAAGGAGUUCACAGAGGUCAAGGAGAGUUAGAAAUCCUUCAUUGGUUGGCAUACACAAAUCUAAUGGAGCUUUAGUUUCUGAUUUCAUAACCAAUAGGAAUAAGGGAAUUCCAUUUUCUUCUGUAGUGUAUAAUCAGGAGCUUAGGAGGUCAGCUCGGCAUGCUUCUGCAACAAACAUCAGGGAACUGAAAUCGACCUCGGUGGUGGUGAAAGAGGAAAUAGAUUCAAUGUGCUGCUCUGCCAAUAUAUUGAUUGUGGAAUCAGACAGAUGUUUCAGGGAAAAUGGAGCCAAUGUUAUGUUGGAAGUCUCUGCUUCCAAAGAGUGGUUUAUUGCAGUCAAGAAAGAUGGGUCAAUGAAAUAUAGCCACAAGGCAGAAAAAGAUAUGAGGUAUGCUUCCAAUCGUCACACCCAUGCCAUGAUAUGGAAUGGUGAAGAUGGUUGGAAGCUAGAGUUUCCCAAUCGACAGGACUGGAUGAUUUUCAAGGAACUUUAUAAGGAAUGUUGUGAUCGCAAUGUGGAGGCUCCCAGUGUUAAGAUCAUCCCUGUGCCUGGGGUCCAUGAAGUAACAGACUAUGGGGAUUAUAAGGGCGACCCCUUUUCCCGACCAGAUACAUAUAUUACUUUGAAGAAUGAUGAGGUGUCAAGAGCUAUGGCAAAGACGACUGCAAGUUAUGAUAUGGAUUCUGAAGAUGAGGAGUGGCUAAAGAAGCUCAACAGUGAGUUUCAUGCUGAGAAUGAUCUUCAUGGUCAUGUUUCAGAGGAGGAUUUUGAAUUGAUGGUGGAUGCAUUUGAGAAGGCUGUGUACUGUAGUCCAGAUGAUUACCCUGAUGCGAAUGGAGCUGCUGAUCUUUGUGUGGACCUAGGUAGCAGGGAAGCCAUAGCAUGUGUGUAUGGUUAUUGGAUGAAAAAAAGGAAGCGAAAACGUGGAUCACUAGUUAGGGUUUUCCAGGGUCAUCACCCAAGGAAAGCUCAGCUGAUUCCAAAGCCUGUUCUGCGUAAGAAAAGAUCAUUCAGCCGACAGGCGGGCAAAUUUGGAAGAGGCAAACAACAAAAUGUCAUGCAAGCCUUGGCAGCUCAACGAAAGGCAAUUGAUGAAACAAGUGCCAAGUUGAAAGCCCAAGAAGCCAGAGACUCACUCGACAAAUCAGUGGAAUUAGCUAUUCGCAAGCGUCGAAGAGCUCAGUCUCAUAUGGAGAAUGCAGAUUUGGCAACGUAUAGAGCCGCAAUGGCACUUAGAAUUGCAGAAGCAACACGACUCUCUGAAUCACCCUUUCUUGCUGCUGAUGAUGCUAAUUUUCUUGAUUAAAAGUAGCAGGUGUAGGUAGUCUUGAUGCUAAUUGAAGUGGCCAAUUAUUAAUAACAGGGAGGGGGGAAUUACAGCCUCAUGGCUUUUUUUGAAGCCUUUGGAGAAGAAAAAGAGUAAUGUAAUUUUUGUAUAGAUUUUGAUUGAAUGUACAUCUUGUAUUAUUAGGACCUCACACCAAAUAUGUAAUUGGUUGAUUUCCUUGAUAAAAAAAAAAGGGAAAAAAAUACAGGAAAUUUCUAGCCUAUAUCAGCAUGCUGGUGACUGACGUUAACAGGUAUUAGUAUGGAGCAAAGCAUGUGGGAAACUUACCAUGCAGUUUU